AUGGCAUCAUCAUCAAUAGGACCAUGGUUGGGUGGUGGACGGCGUACAGAUAUGGGUUUUGUAAGCCCAUUUUCAUCUGAUGUAUGGGAUCCAUUGGGCCUGGGCUUUGGUGGUGAAUUGGGCUUUGGUAGUGGAUUGGGCUUCAAGCGUGGUGGUGACGAUGAUGUUUCUGCUUUGGCCCACGCAAGUGUGGAUUGGCGUGAAACUGAUCAAGCUCAUAUUUUUCGUGUUGAUAUUCCUGGUGUGAAGAAGGAAGAUCUAAAGGUGCAAAUUGAAGAUGACAACAUACUGGAGAUUAGCGGUGAAAGAGUUAAAGAGGAAGAAAAAGGGGAUGACAAGUGGCACCGCGUGGAGCGUAGACGUGGCAGUUUCUGCAGAAAAUUUCGGCUACCGGAAAAUGUCAUCGUGGAAGGUAUAAGUUGUGGGCUUGAAAAUGGAGUUUUAACUGUGAAUGUACCCAAGAAAGAAACACAACAAAUUCCAAAAAAUGUUAAGGCUAUAGGCAUAGCUUAG
Molecule: messenger RNA, 513 nt
Organism: Solanum verrucosum
Lineage: Eukaryota; Viridiplantae; Streptophyta; Magnoliopsida; Solanales; Solanaceae
Product: 17.6 kDa class I heat shock protein 1-like
Exons: 2
Coding region: 1-513 (170 amino acids)
Biological process (GO): response to hydrogen peroxide; response to heat; protein complex oligomerization
Source: RefSeq, a predicted model, not a curated record